CCUCACUCACUCUCUCUCUGCGCCACACAUUCAGACAUUAGAGUCUUCAUCUCUUCCUCUUCAGAGACGCAGAGGGCUUAAGACAGAGAAAUCGCCGAAAUCUCAGACGCACAUAGAUACUCCGAAAAUGGCGACGAAUAUCGGAAUGAUGGAUGGGGCUUACUUCGUAGGCAGAUCUGAGAUCUUGGCCUGGAUCAACUCCACUCUGCAUCUCAAUCUCAACAAAGUCGAAGAGGCGUGUUCCGGUGCUGUUCAAUGCCAGCUCAUGGAUGCGGUUCAUAACGGUAUGGUGCCGAUGCACAAGGUGAACUUUGAUGCCAAGAGCGAGUAUGAGAUGAUUCAGAACUACAAGGUCCUUCAGGACGUCUUUAACAAACUCAAAAUCACCAAGCACAUUGAGGUGAGCAAGCUUGUGAAAGGAAGGCCGCUGGAUAAUUUGGAGUUCAUGCAAUGGAUGAAGCGAUACUGUGAUUCCGUCAAUGGAGGCAGCAUGAACACUUACAAUGCUCUAGAAAGGAGAGAUGCUUGCAAAGGUGGGAAAGAAGCACACAAAAGAGGUGCCCACUCACAAACAUCAGCCAAGGGUGCAGCAGCUUCCCAAAGAUCUCACUCCUCCCACACUGCUCGAAGAAAUGAUGUACCACCUUCUGUGAACUCUACAAGUCAAUCCGGGAAGAUCUCAAGACCUGCUUCUAGUGGAGGCCCUGCUCCCCCUGUAUAUGACGAACAGAUCACGGAGUUGAAACUUUCAGUGGAUAGCCUUGAAAAGGAGAGGGAUUUCUACUUUGCAAAGCUCCGGGAUAUUGAGAUACUUUGCCAGAAUCCUGAGAUUGAGCACUUAAAUGUUGUUGCUGCUAUACAGAAGAUUCUUUAUGCUACCGAAGAUGAUGCAUCGGUGGUAGCAGAUGCUCAAGCCAUGUUAUCUCGCCCCUCAAAGGAAGCAGACCUGUUGAGUCCGAUUGCAGAGGUUUCCGAGGAGAAGGUUAGCUCAGAGACUCAAAAGAGGAAAACUUAUCUCAAUCUUGAUGUUGAUGCUGCUGCCAUCACAACAUUAUCUCCCAAGCAAAGGAUUUCUGAUGCUUCUGAUGUCCAUUGUAGUGGGUCACCCCUUAUGACUUACUGAUGCAUUCUCUCAGUUCCGUCUUUCUGAAAACAGUCUUCCAUUGAACUUCUUACCGAUAUAUUUCUUAUCCUAUUUUUUUUUUUAUAUAUAUGUCAAAAUGUAGUUCAACAAGUAAUGGUAGGGACAUGGGAUAUUAUUCAUGCCUUGUUCGAUUGAGAGAAGUCUCGUGCUUUUUGUGUUGUAAGCUAGAAGGUAUAUGAAUGAAAUAUUUUCAUUUCAGCUGC
This is a messenger RNA of Prunus dulcis (almond), 1347 nucleotides long. Its product is annotated as microtubule-associated protein RP/EB family member 1C. Gene Ontology annotation, biological process: regulation of microtubule polymerization or depolymerization; protein localization to microtubule plus-end; spindle assembly. Gene Ontology annotation, molecular function: microtubule plus-end binding. Lineage: Eukaryota; Viridiplantae; Streptophyta; Magnoliopsida; Rosales; Rosaceae. Gene Ontology annotation, cellular component: microtubule organizing center; cytoplasmic microtubule; microtubule plus-end. The transcript has 6 exons. The record is from RefSeq and is a predicted model, not a curated record. Bases 128 to 1123 code for a protein of 331 amino acids.